Bipolaris zeicola 26-R-13 is the source of this 788-nucleotide messenger RNA. RefSeq lists its product as uncharacterized. Gene Ontology annotation, cellular component: intracellular membrane-bounded organelle. Lineage: Eukaryota; Fungi; Ascomycota; Dothideomycetes; Pleosporales; Pleosporaceae. The transcript has a single exon. Gene Ontology annotation, molecular function: P-type calcium transporter activity. The annotation marks the transcript as partial. The record is from RefSeq and is a predicted model, not a curated record. Gene Ontology annotation, biological process: intracellular calcium ion homeostasis.
AUGGAGACGGGCAAGUUGGCCCCGCCGACACUCCAGAUCAACACACGGCAACGCGCGUUAAGCCAGGCCGACACAAUCACCUCACAAACAUCAGAUCCCUUUCGAACACCCAUAUCACCAAGUAAUGCGUCCACCAGUGGAGUAUCUACAGUCGUNUCAGAGUAUGAUGCAGCAGUCCAGCAAGAGCUGCGGGCAGAAGCCGCGUCUGAUACAGACAAUCCCUUCGCCUUUCGACCAUCACAGCUGAGCAAGCUUCUUAACCCCAAGUCGCUUGCAGUAUAUCAUGCUCUCGGUGGUCUGCAAGGAAUCGCAGCCGGCUUGCAAUCAGAUGUUCAUACUGGACUCAGUGCCGACGAGUCCACAGUGCCACGGCAUAUUUCCUUUGACGAAGCAACGAACCCACAUGCAACUCCCAAGGAAAAGACAUCGGACCGAUUACCGAGAGACGGACAGCCAUUUGAGGACCGGAUUCGUAUUCAUGGGCGAAAUGCUCUACCACCAAAGAAAGCCACUCCGCUAUGGAAGUUGGUAUGGAACGCAUACAACGACACUGUUCUUAUAAUCCUUACCAUUGCGGCUGCAAUCUCGCUGGCGCUUGGUCUCUAUGAAACAUUUGGAGCAGAGCAUCCCCCUGGCUCCCCGACACCCGUUGAUUGGGUAGAAGGCACUGCUGUUGUGGUAGCCAUAGUCAUCGUGGUUCUUGUUACGGCAGUGAAUGACUGGCAAAAAGAGCAGGCCUUUGCAAGGCUCAAUGCAAAGAAGGAACANCGCGAUGUCAAGGUUACACG